Molecule: messenger RNA, 3307 nt
Organism: Micropterus dolomieu (smallmouth bass)
Lineage: Eukaryota; Metazoa; Chordata; Actinopteri; Centrarchiformes; Centrarchidae
Gene: adam22
Product: ADAM metallopeptidase domain 22
Exons: 31
Coding region: 116-2977 (953 amino acids)
Biological process (GO): proteolysis
Cellular component (GO): postsynaptic density membrane
Molecular function (GO): metalloendopeptidase activity
Source: RefSeq, a predicted model, not a curated record
CUAACCAGACGACCAGCUCCGGCUUCAAGCUCCCCUAGCGAAGGCAGGACCCCGAGAGCCUGCUCCUGGAAUACCGCAUUGUUUUAUAAUUUCCAUCAAGAGAGAGAGAAAGGUGAUGGUGCUGAUGAUGCGCCCGCGAUGGUGGAUUUCCCUUUUGUGCGUCUGUGGAUUGAUGCACGUCGGUCACCAGAGCAGCCCAAAUGACCAAAAUGGAGACGCCUUGUCGAGCUUGAAGGCUCUUCGUGAUGCAGGCAGGUUUGUCGGGAAGGAGGGCACGGUGCCUCUCCGCCUGCUCUACAGCAGGCACAACCACAGCCAGAUCACCGAGGAUGAGCUCAGCACCAGGGUUAAAGCCAGCUCCGGAUCCACACAGGUGAACCAUGUGGCCCAAGCAAGCUUUCAAGUCGACGCUUUUGGCAGAAAAUUCAUCUUGGAUGUAGAGCUGAAUCAUGAUCUGCUGUCUUCAGGGUACGUGGAAAGGCAUUUGUCAGAAAAAGGGAGGACAGUCGUCAGCAAUGGAGGAGAGCACUGCUACUAUCAGGGGAAGGUCAGAGACAUUCCUCUCUCCUUUGUGGCUCUCUCGACCUGUCAUGGAUUGCAUGGGAUGUUUUUCGAUGGCAAUCACACCUACAUGAUCGAACCUGGAGGACAAGGCAGCAGCGAUGGAGAUGUCCGCAUUCACAUGAUCUAUAAAUCUGCAGGGCAAGAUGGAUUAAAUGAUCUCCUCAAUGGUGAUCUUCCAGAGCCGCCUUUUCCAAGCCCUCCAUUUCCAGGCUCAAAAGUUGUUCACAGGAGAAAAAAGAGACAGGCUACACACGUGUCACGAAGUGUAGAAGAUGAGACCAAAUACAUUGAGUUGAUGGUGAUUAAUGACCAUCUAAUGUAUAAGAAGCAUCGGCUUUCCGUUGGGCACACGAAUAACUAUGCUAAGUCAGUGGUCAAUAUGGCUGACAUGAUUUUCAAGGAACAACUUAAUACCCGGAUUGUGCUAGUAGCCAUGGAAACGUGGUCAGCUGACAACAAGUUCAACAUCGACGACGACCCCAUGGUGACGCUGAGGGAGUUCAUGAAGUAUCGGAAAGACUUCAUCAAGGAGAAAUGCGACUCUGUUCACCUCUUCUCAGGAAAUCGUUUUCACAGCAGCUGGGGAGGAGCUUCCUAUAUGGGAGGGGUUUGCUCCCUGACUAAGGGAGGGGGAGUCAAUGAGUACGGGAAAACAGAUGAGAUGGCCAUAACGCUCGCUCAGUCUCUUGGACAGAACAUUGGCAUCUUUUCUGACAAGAAGAGGAUCCUCAAUGGCGAGUGCAAGUGUGAUGAUCGGUGGUCGGGCUGUAUCAUGGAUGAUGUUGGUUUCUACCUGCCCAAGAGGUUCUCCGACUGCAACGUGGAGGAGUACCAUAACUUCCUACACAGCGGCGGAGGAGCCUGUCUGUUCAACAAACCUCUGAAGCUGUUGGACCCUCCGGUAUGUGGAAAUGGCUUUGUGGAGCCAGGAGAGGAGUGUGACUGUGGCAGCCCAGGGGAAUGUGCCAGAGAGGGGGAGGCCUGCUGUAACAAGUGCACCCUGACCCAGGGCUCCAAGUGUAGUAACGGACUCUGCUGCAACAACUGCCAGAUGGAGUUCAUGGGAGUUGUGUGCAGAGAUGCUGUGAAUGACUGUGACAUCCCAGAAAACUGCACAGGCAACUCCAGCCAGUGUCCACCAAAUGUGCACAAGAUGGAUGGCUACACAUGUGAAAAGGACCAGGGUCGCUGCUUCAAUGGAAGGUGCAAAACCAAAGACAGACAGUGCAAGUACAUUUGGGGAGAGAAGGCGACAGCGGCCGACAAGUUCUGUUAUGAGAAAUUAAACAUUGAAGGGACAGAGAAAGGAAACUGUGGGAAGGACAAGGACACCUGGAUCCAGUGUAACAAACAGGAUGUUCAUUGUGGAUACCUGCUGUGCUCCAACAUCUCACCUGCCCCGCGAUUGGGAGAGCUGCAGGGCGGGCUGACCUCUUUCUCAGUAGCGCGGCACAGUGCUUCUCUUGACUGCAGUGGUGCUCAUGUGCUGAUCGAUGGUGACACUGACCUGGGAUACGUCGAGGAUGGGACGGCCUGCGGGACAGACAGCAUCUGUUUCAAUCACAAAUGUCUCCCCGUCCAACAGUUCAACUUCAGCACCUGCCCCGGGACCACCGACAAAACAGUCUGCUCUGGACACGGGGUGUGCAGUAGUGAGCUGAAGUGUGUGUGUUACCUGGGCUGGGCAGGAGAGGAUUGUAACUCCACGUCUCCUCUCAGUUAUCUUGUGGUGGGACCCACUGUCCCAGUUUCAGGUAUCACCACUACCAACAUCAUCGUCGGGGCCAUCGUAGGCUCCAUCCUCUUCCUCGCCCUCAUACUGGCUGUUACAGCCUUGUGUUACAAGAGCUACAAACAGAGACGCUACAAUGAGUCUGAGGUUCACCGAAGAUUCUGCCGGCAAAUGCCCCCAGGUGACUAUGUAACAAAGCCUGGGGAUGCAGAUUCAUUUUACAGCGACAUGCCUCCGGGUGUGAGCACAAACUCUGGCUGCAGCUCCAAGAAGAGGUCAGCCUGCCUGUCGCACCUGCAGAUUUGCACCUUGUCCUUCACUGCCUCCAUCCCAUCCAUUACUCAGAACAUCUCACUGUUUGGCUUCAGAUCUAAUGGCCUUUCCCACUCAUGGAGUGAGAGAAUCCCAGAUGCCAAACACAUCUCUGACAUCUGUGAAAAUGGGCGACCAAGGAGCAACUCAUGGCAAGGAAAUCUGAGCGGUAAUCGUAAGAAACUGAAAGGGAAGAAGUUCCGUGCUCGCUCUAACUCCACAGAGACACUAUCCCCUGCCAAGUCUCCCACUUCCUCUACAGGAUCUAUUGCAUCCAGCAGGAGAUACCCCUACCCCAUGCCCCCUCUCCCCGACGACCAGAGGAAAGCCAACAGGCAGAGUGCCAGGCUGUGGGAGACUUCAAUAUAACAGCCAUCUUACCUACUCUGCAAAAGACCUUAAGGAACUACACUUGUCUCUCCUUUUCUAUGAAUGAAAAACACAAAAAUAAAACAAAAUUAACUCUGAGCGAUUAAAAGAGAAAGUGAGAGAGCCCCCCACUGGAGUGGAAAUAGGCAAAAUGUGUGUGUGAGUCAGUGUGUGCAAGCAUCUCCGAGACUGUCUUGCCUGACAUCGUCAUUCAGUGGAUUUCUACAAGGCGAUGCGGAGUACUGGCCGAGAAACCAGCUCCACAUCCACUCCAGAACAGCUGGAGCUCAGACUGAGCUGUUCCUGUCUGCUCAGUCCUCACCUAUGGGU